GUCGGCCUGGGGUGGCGGUAGGGGGCUUUGGCAUUAGCCUCGUAAAAGUUCAAAACUGACAUUCAGUGAAUGAUGAAAACACAGACGGGAUUAAAAAAAACUCCACAACGCUCGAUCAAACAUCUAGCUAAGAGGCCGUGGCUCCACCCAGCCAGAAACCCCACUCCACCUCUUAGCCCUCAUUGGUCAAAAGCGCCGCGGGGUAACCCAGAGAUUGGCCAGACCAGCAGACCCCCGCGUCCAAUGGGCGGCGGCGCCGGCUUUCCCGCGGCCGUUCGCUAUUCAAGUGGACCGUGGCGGCGGCGGCGGUUGAGGAGUGUAACGGUCGCCGUGCUCCGACGCGACGAUGGCGGCCUUGGGGCCCGGAGGCUACGCGCGGAAUGAUACAGUUGAGAAGCUGCCAUCAGUCAUGGCGGGAGUUCCGGCGCGGAGGGCCCAGUCUUCCCCGCCCCCGGCUCCACCGCUCUGCCUCCGGCGGCGGACGCGACUCCCGGCGGCUCCGGAGGACACGGUGCAGAAUCGGGUAUCGCUCGAGAAGGUGCUUGGCAUCACAGCCCAGAACAGCAGUGGCCUAACCUGUGACCCCAGCACAGGCCACAUGGCCUACCUGGCAGGCUGUGUGGUGGUGAUUUUGAACCCCAAGGAGAACAAGCAGCAGCACAUUCUUAAUACUGCCAGGAAGUCUCUGAGCGCUCUGGCCUUCUCCCCUGAUGGAAAGUACAUAGUGACGGGAGAGAAUGGACACAGACCUGCUGUACGGAUCUGGGACGUGGAAGAGAAGAGUCAGGUGGCGGAAAUGCUGGGCCACAAGUAUGGCGUUGCCUGCGUGGCCUUCUCCCCCAACAUGAAGCACAUUGUGUCCAUGGGCUACCAGCACGACAUGGUGCUCAACGUCUGGGACUGGAAGAAAGACAUCCUGGUGGCCUCCAACAAGGUAUCAUGCCGGGUCAUUGCCCUCUCCUUCUCAGAGGACAGCAGCUAUUUUGUCACUGUCGGGAACCGGCAUGUGAGGUUCUGGUUCUUGGAAGUGUCCACUGAAGCAAAGGUCACAGGCACGGUGCCCCUGGUGGGGCGCUCAGGCAUCCUGGGUGAGCUGCAUGACAACGUCUUCUGUGGUGUGGCUUGUGGCCGGGGCCAGAUGGCAGGCAGUACCUUCUGUGUGUCCUACUCGGGCCUCCUCUGCCAGUUCAACGAGAAGAGGGUGCUGGAGAAGUGGAUCAACCUGAAGGUCUCCCUGUCUUCCUGCCUGUGUGUCAGCCAGGAGCUCAUCUUCUGUGGCUGCACUGAUGGGAUAGUCCGCAUCUUCCAAGCCCGCAGCCUGCAGUACCUCACCAACCUGCCCAAGCCGCACUACCUGGGGGUGGAUGUGGCCCAGGGCCUGGAGCCCAGCUUCCUCUUCCACAGGAAGGCAGAGGCCACCUACCCGGAUACAGUGGCGCUGACCUUUGACCCCACGCACCAGUGGCUGUCCUGCGUGUACAAGGACCACAGCAUCUACAUCUGGGAUGUCAGAGACAUCAACCAAGUAGGCAAGGUGUGGUCGGAGCUCUUCCACAGCUCCUACGUCUGGAACGUGGAGGUGUAUCCGGAGUUUGAAGAUCAGAGAGCUUGUCUACCAUCAGGAUCUUUUCUGACUUGUUCCUCAGACAAUACCAUCCGCUUCUGGAACAUGGACAGCAACCCUGACUCUCACUGGCAGAAGAACAUCUUCAGUAAUACCCUGCUGAAGGUCGUGUACGUGGAGAACGACAUCCAGCACCUGCAGGACAUGUCACACUUCCCAGACCGGGGGAGCGAGAAUGCGAUGCCCGUGGACGUGAAGGCUGGGGUUCGAGUCAUGCAGGUCAGUCCUGAUGGCCAACACUUGGCUUCAGGCGACCGAAGUGGAAAUCUGAGGAUCCACGAACUGCACUUCAUGGACGAGCUGGUCAAGGUGGAGGCCCAUGAUGCCGAGGUGCUGUGCCUGGAGUACUCCAAGCCGGAGACAGGACUGACUUUGCUUGCCUCGGCCAGUCGGGACCGACUGAUCCACGUGUUGAACGUGGAGAAGAACUACAACCUGGAGCAGACCCUGGACGACCACUCCUCAUCCAUCACGGCCAUCAAGUUCACUGGCAACAGAGACAUCCAGAUGAUCAGCUGUGGCGCCGACAAGAGCAUCUACUUCCGCAGUGCCCACCGGGCCUCGGAUGGACUGCACUUUGUCCGUACCCACCACGUGGCUGAGAAGACUACCUUGUAUGACAUGGACAUCGACAUUACCCAGAAGUACGUGGCCGUGGCCUGCCAGGACCGCAAUGUGAGAGUCUACAACACCCUGAACGGGAAGCAGAAGAAGUGCUACAAGGGCUCCCAGGGUGACGAUGGGUCCCUGCUGAAGGUCCACGUGGACCCCUCCGGCACCUUCCUGGCCACAAGCUGCUCUGACAAAAGCAUCUCAGUGAUUGACUUCUACUCAGGCGAAUGUGUUGCCAAGAUGUUUGGCCAUUCAGAAAUUGUCACCGGCAUGAAGUUCACCUAUGAUUGCCGUCACUUGAUCACCGUGUCCGGAGACAGCUGUGUCUUCAUCUGGCACCUGGGCCCUGAGAUCACCAACAGCAUGAAGCAGCACUUGCUGGAGAUCAACCGCCGGGAGCAGCAGCAGAACACGGAGGACGGGAAGUGGAGCGGCCACCCCAGGCAGGAGAUAUAUGCAUCCGUGCCUAGUGAGAUUUGCUCCCUGAGCCCUGGAGAGCAGACAGAGGAUGAGCUGGAGGAAGAAUGUGAAUCUGAAGAGUUGCUGAAGACCCCAUCCAAGGAGAGCUUGGAUCCAGAUCCUCAGUGCCUGCUGACCAACGGCAAGCUGCCGCUCUGGGCGAAGCGGCUGCUAGGAGAUGAUGAUGCAGCAGACAGCACAGCCUUCAAUGCCAAGCGCAGCUACCAGCCGCAUGGCCGCUGGGCAGAGCGGGCUGACCAGGAGCCUCUUAAGACCAUCCUGGAUGUCAGGGACCUGGACUGCUACUUCACCCCCAUGAAGCCCGAGAGCCUGGAGGAUUCUGUCCUGGAUGCAAUGGAGUCGCAGAGACUGGCAGGCCUGCUGAGCGAGUCCGAGAGUCCCCAAGAGGACGGCUGCGGGCACCCUUCCUUGUCACCCCCACAGCAGGAGUCUUCUGAGGCCAGCGAGCUCAUCACCUGCCCCCCGGAGACAGAGGUGACAGUCACAGGGAUGGACAGCGAGUACUGUGUGGAGGCGGUGGUGGAGGCAGGCAGAGACCAGCAAGGGGACCCCUUCCUCCGGGUCCCCUCAAUCGGCUCGAAGGACCGGAGUCCACCUGAGGACUCGGGGGAGUCAGAGGCUGACUUGGAGUGCAGUGUCGCCACCAUCCACUCCUCCCCUCCACAGCCAGACCCAGAGCCUCAGUUUGACACGGUUCCUCCCACACCAGGAUGCCCAGGGACUGCAGGAGAGUUGCCCCGGCCCGAGGUGCCAGGCAUGUCCAACAGCUCCCUGCCCCAGACCCCUGAGCAAGAGAAGUUCCUCCGCCACCACUUCGAGACGCUUACUGAUGCCCACCCUGAGGAGCUCUUCCUCGGAUCCCUGAGAGACAUGAAAGCCCCUGAGACCGAGGACGACUUCUUCAACCCCCGACUGAGCAUCUCAGCCCAGUUCCUCUCCCGCCUUCAGAAGACAUCCAGGUUCCCCCACACCUUCCCUUCCCGGCUGCCCCGGCACCUUGUGAAGUCCUCAGAGGUCAGACUCACGGACCUCGGGGGCGAGCCCCCAAGAGCAGGUGCUGGCUCCACCUCCCCAGUCAGGACCAACGUCAUCUCUGGAGGAAAGGCUGAGGAGACACUGGAGGUGUGGUCCCCACUGUCCCCCUGCCUCACGGGCCUGGCGCCCUGCAUGCCCUCCUCCUCUGCGCUGCCCACCGACAAGAAGCCACCAGCACCCACAGCCCUACCCGCUGCAGGCCUGGCUCAGAGUGCCCACACCCCCACCACCCACUCCCACGUGGAGGCCACUGCCAGUUCCCGUGCCAAGAUGUCCCGCAGCGUUUCCCUGGAGGAGCUGGCCUCCCUGAGCCGGGAGCUCCAGGAUGUCACCACCACAGUGACACCCAGUUCUGAUGGUGAGGGCCGAGAACCUGCCCUGCCCUCCCGGGGCAACCAUGAGGCCCGCGCCAGCCUGAAACUCAGCCUGUCGAGCAUCUGUGACAGGCUCUUGCUGCCACCACCCCAGCUGGAGCCUCCCACCACGUGUGUCUGGUCCCAGGAGCCUGUGGACACCGAACGCGAUGUCAUUGUUACGACAGAUGGUUUUCCAGCCCACAGCCCUGCGGAUGGGAUUGCCUCAAGGCUCCACAAGUCUGCCUUUCUCCCAAGGUUCCUGGCCCCUGUGCACCUCAAUACCCCUGUCCCCAACAGUCUCCCGCUCCCAGAAGCCAGGCCUAGGGUCCUUGGCAGCAUCGCCUCUCUCCGGGAGCCCACCCCUGAAGCACCCAGUCCAGUCCAGGACUGCCCUGGACACUGGGGGGACCCCAGGGCGCCAGCCAGCUUCCUGCCCCCAGACCCCCUGGAGCUGAGCAAUGUGGGGACUGUCGUGCACAGACUGCAGGAUGCCUUCCAGGAAGCCCUGGACCUUUACCACCUGAUGGUCUCCAGUGAUGAGGUGAGCGCCGAACAGCGGCAGGCACGGACUGAGCUGGCCUCCACUUUCCUCUGGAUCCACAGCCAGUUAGAGGCCAGCAACUGGCUGGUGGGGACGGAUGUGGCCACAGCCCAGGCCCCGCCCAGCCCAGGUGCCCCCUCCCCGCCUACCCUGUGCCCCCUGGCCAGCCCAGAUUUGCGUGCCCUGCUGGAACACUACUCAGAGCUGCUGGUGCAGGCCGUGAGGAGGAAGGCACGGGGGGACUGAGGGCCAGCAGCCUCUCCACGCAGCCCUGUGCUUCUGAGGAAAUAGGUAUUUUAAGCAAAUAAACAGACAGCUUGCAGAAGUGGCGCCUGGUGCCUGUCCUGGAGCAUCCACAAAGCCGCGUUCAGAUGGAUGUGGGGAGAGAGGGGAGGAGGACAGCCCAGGGAGCUCACCGGCCGUGGGGCACACAGGACUGUUUGGGCACUGCAGGAAUGAUGACCCCAGCACCUGGCUCCCAUGUCGCCUGUCCCCAGCCCACUGAGCUGCUGGCCCCUAGGGAGGGGCCAGCCCUUCUUCCCUGCCCUCUCCCAAUGCCCACGAACCCACUGGAGCCUCUAUGACUACCGUGUGCCAGACGCUGGCCACCAGUUCACAUAUCCCCACAACACUGUCUCACGGCCCCUGGGCCAGGCCCACGCUGGAUCCUAUGAGCUCCAGGCUUUUGUUCCCACUUGCAGCAGGGGAAAGUGAGGAAGGACAAACAUGCUCAGCUACUAGACAAUCCAGCCCAGGCCACCCAGCAGCUGGAGCCAGUAAUUCCUCCACCAGCAAGACUGUCCAGCUCCAACGUCCCAUGGGCUUCCAGCUCUGGGACCAGCCUCCCCAGGCAGCAGGCAUCUAGCCAUGUGGUAUAUCUGCUGAGAAGACACUACUGGGACCACAAAAGCCCUCACUGUCCUGAGUCUUUUAAAAGGAAGCGCAGCAGGAGCAGGCCCCUCCCCUGAAGCCCAGUCCUAUCACGUGUUCUGUGGGGCCCGAACCCCCACUUGCCUGUGAGUUCCUCCGGGCUCUAAUGUGAUCAUGGCUCACCAGAAACAGGCUCAGCGAGAUAUCCAGGGUCAUGCCUAGGGCCCCACAGAACUGAGACUCAAACCCAGGCUUGCCUGGUAGUAGAGCCAGGCCCUUCAGCCUGAGGACCUGGCCCUCUGUUGCCCCUGUAAACACUAAGUACGCAGUUGUUGAAAAGUCUUUCCAGCCCCCAGGAAUUCCUGGUCCCAUCUCUCAUCACUGUUCUACAUGUUAGGAGUAGAGCAGGGAACAGGACAAGCAGAGCAUCAUGCAUUCACCUUCUAGAGAGCAAAAGAUAGGAAUUAAUACAAUAACUGUAACUGCAGGUAAACGGAGGGAUCUCACAGUCACUGUGCUGGUUAAAGGCCUUUCUUAGGUGGCAUUGAAACAGAGGGUUGAUAGAGGGCACAGGCCGUGUGGACAACUGGGCAAGUAUCUAGGCAGAGAGAAUUGCCAGUGCAAAGGCCCCAUGGCAGGCUCAGAUGUGAGGAUGAAAGGAAUAGCAAUGAAGCCAGGAGGCUGGAAUGGAGUGGGCUCAAGGAGAUGGUAGGAGAGGAGGUGGGAGGAAAAAUGGGUCCCACCAGGCAGGGCCUUGAUGUUUUAAGUCAUUUUAAUCUGGGACUUCCCUGAUAAUCCAGUGGUUAAGAAUCUGCCUGCCAAUGCAGGGGGGAAGGGUUCCAUCCCUAGUCUGGGAAAUCCCACAUGCCACAGAGCCUGUGCUUUAAAGAGCCCUCGAGCUAUGACUGCUGAAAUCCGUUUGCUCAGAACCUGUGCUCCACGACAAAAAGAAGCCACCACAAUGAGAAGUCCGUGCACCACAAUGAAGAGUAGCCCCUGCUCGCCACCAUUAGAGAAAGCUCUUGCACAGCAGCGAAGACCCAGUGCAACCAAAAUUAAAUUUAAAAAAAAGAAAAAAAAAUAUUAAACCCAAGACACAUUCACAAUACAGGUUUUUCUCUAAAUAAAAUCCCUGAUCUUGGUGUUUGUGAGAUGCCCAGUGUUGCUUAUUUCACAAGGUUCCCCU
Molecule: messenger RNA, 6704 nt
Organism: Dama dama (fallow deer)
Lineage: Eukaryota; Metazoa; Chordata; Mammalia; Artiodactyla; Cervidae
Gene: WDR62
Product: WD repeat domain 62
Exons: 32
Coding region: 347-4894 (1515 amino acids)
Biological process (GO): neurogenesis; regulation of mitotic cell cycle; mitotic spindle organization
Cellular component (GO): mitotic spindle
Molecular function (GO): protein binding
Source: RefSeq, a predicted model, not a curated record